Molecule: messenger RNA, 2451 nt
Organism: Effrenium voratum
Lineage: Eukaryota; Dinophyceae; Suessiales; Symbiodiniaceae
Source: the annotation of a GenBank genome assembly
AUGAUCGUGGGCAGGGACCGCGUCUUCCUGAGCUGGCUGAUCCCGGUGGCGGUCUUCUGUGUGGUGUCUGGAACAGCGUCAUCAGCCCUGCUGACCAACUACCCCGGGGUGGUCUAUGCGAUUUUCACCUUGGUGGCUCUGGGCUAUGUGCUGACCCUCCACAUUGUCUCCUUGAUGCUACGGAGGUACUUGACCGGCAGAACGAAAGUGUUCCCGUUCUGGUACGUGUUUCUGGCGAGUGCCCUGACAGCAGCUGUGAUCUCGUCGAUGUGGUUCUCUCACGUGACGAAUUACACGAAGAAUCAGAUCGCGUCGGACACGCUGAAACGCCUGGCCACGGCGAGCAACGUGGACCCUGCAAUAGACUCCAGCUCAAGAUAUCUUGACAUUGGCAGAAUACUAUUUGCCCCCGGCACUACCUUAGACCUGCAGAAGUUCAUAGGCUUCAAGAACAAAGACAUCUACUGUGUGGCACCCAUCGUCAACCCGAAUGCGUCCAAGGUGGACAGCUACGAUUACUGGGCUGUGGGGCUGAACUGCUGCGACGCCAACGGCUUCCGCUGUGGGGAGUACACCAAGCCCACUGCGCGAAGUGGUGUGCGACUUCUGAAUGAGGAGCAACGCCAGUUCUACGUCCUGGCCCUUCGCGAGGCGGAGGCAACCUUUGGCAUCAAGUCCACUUUGCCGCUCUUCUUCUUCUGGGUGGAGGACUCGGAAGCGCUGCAGAAGUCCUGGCAGGAGCACGCGGCAUUGCACAAUUUGCCUGGCAGCCUCGACACCGCCGUGGCCCCGGAAGUGCCAGAGCACAGGCACGUCGCAAGGAUCCAGGCCUUGAAGAUGGAUCAGCUUGGCUCUGGGAGCUACAGAGUACUGAGCGCCAUGCCGCUGGUACAUUUGCAGAAGGACGAGGCAGGCAUCUUCACAUUUGUCUCAGCCUGGCAGGACACGGCAGAGACUUGCAAAUCCAAGAGCGGCAGGCCGAAGGGCCCACAGAAAGUGCGAUUCUUCGAGCUGGACCCGGAGAAGGACCCGGAGGUUGGAGACUUCUUGGUCAAAGCUUCGGAGGUAGAAACCAGCUCUGCCAGUCCCACUGGAGAGGCCACGUUUCAGCGGCAAGGUGGGCCACGCACCUGCAUUCGGGCGCCAAAGCCGUGGGAAGUGGUGUCAUUCGCUGGCCAAGACUAUGCCGUUCUGCCGCCCAAGCGACCCGAUGAGCAGGACCGCGAGCGCCUCAAGAACUGCACAGUGGCAGUUCCUGAGGGUUGGGAGCUUCUCUCCACCAGCGCCCAAAAUUUCAGCUCCGUUGUGGAAGAGCUGACAAAGCACAAAUGGGGCAGCCCGCUGCUUGCUGUGCAAUGCCAAAGUCAGCCGCGGCUAUUUGCCACUUAUCGGACACUUCUAUCGACCAGCGGAAAUCCGGGAUCCAGGCCUGAAGAGGGACGAGAGGCUCGGACGCGGGAGAGGGCACGGCGUCUGGGCUGGCUUGCCAGAGUCCGAUGCCACUCAGUCAGCUUGUCUUGGGCCGUCUUCCAGUUCUGGGCUCGAGGCGCUGCGGUGCGGCGAUUGAAUGCAGCUCGGCAAGAAGCCGCGCAGUGGAAGCAGAGACUGCAGGCUGCUGAACGCCAGGCAAAGGCAGAGGUGCGCUCGCUGAUGGCGCUUCGGUGCUUGCUAGCUUGGCGCUGGCUGCUUGGACAGGAUGAGCAGCCUCUUCUGGAAGCUCACCUCGAGAGCAACGAGAGGUGCCUGCGAGUUUUAGAGGGAUGGGCUGCGGGCCUGCAGUCUUCAGUGCUUCGAGUGUGCUAUCGCGCCUGGGCUCGCUUGCAAAUGCGUCCAGCAGCACAGGCUGUUGAGCUGACUGCCUCUGGACAUAGAAAAGCAGGCCUUUUCUUCGCCUUGCGGCUGUGGGUUCAAAGGCACCGCUGGCAACGGCGAUGUCGCGGUCUCCUGGAGCGCGUUGAGGCUGCCUUCUGUAGCCAGAGCCAGAUGCUGCUGCGGGGCCUUGUGGGUGCCUGGCGCAGCGCAGCACUCUUCAUGGGGAGCCAGCGGGCCAGCUGCUUGCAGCAGCAUCGGCAAGCUCGGCGCACGAGCCGACAAGUGCUGGCCAUGCUGCUGAGGACCCGAGGCCAAUCACUGAAGAAGCUAUGCAUCUUUGGCUGGCGAACGAUGAUGCAUCUUGGAGAGGUGGUUCCGCAGAGGCAGCGGUUCUUGGACUCUGCCAUGUGUAAACUUCAGCACCGCGCUUGCGCUGCUGUCUUCAGUAUCUGGGGCAAAGAGGUGGAGUUGCAGCGCAGGGCCCGGGCGAAAGACCGCCGAGCCUUGCUGACCGCCGCGUUCAGUCUUUGGAAAGAGCAAGGUGCCAAGGAGCUAAAGGAGGAUUUUAACGAGCUUUGGCUGAAGGCCAUGCUGCAGCACUUUGCCGCAAGGCCUGCUCUGGGAACGCGGACAUGCUGA